UUGCGUCCUGAGAGAAGUGGAGGGAGGGCAGACUGCCCUGUCCCGCCAACCCCUCUCAACCUGCAGGAUUCCAGAGGCCGGAGAUGGGCGCCCGGCCCUCGCGGCGGCGGCUGCCCCCGGACCCGCCCAUAGCCUUGGACGCGCUGCCUCCGGAGCUGCUGGUGCAGGUGCUGAGCCACGUGCCGCCGCGCGCGUUGGUGACGCGUUGCCGCUCAGUGUGCCGCGCGUGGCGCGACGUGGUGGAUGGGCCCACCGUGUGGUGCUUGCUGCAGCUGGCCCGCGACCGCAGCGCCGAGGGCCGCGCGCUCUACGCGGUGGCCCAGCGCUGCCCGCCCAACAGCAAGGAGGAGUUUCCGCUCUGCGCCCUGGCGCGCUACUGCCUGCGAGCGCCCCUCGGCCGCAACCUCAUCUUCAACUCCUGCGGAGAGCAGGGCUUCAGAGGCUGGGAGGUGGAGCACGGCGGGAAUGGCUGGGCCGUGGAAAAGAAUCUAACAGUGGUGCCGGGGGCUCCUUCCCAGACCUGUUUCGUGACUUCUUUCGAAUGGUGCUUCAAGCGGCAGCUUGUGGACUUGGUAAUGGAGGGGAUGUGGCAGGAGUUGCUGGAUAGCGCCCAGAUCGAGAUCUGUGUGGCUGACUGGUGGGGUGCCCGGGAGAACUGCGGCUGCAUCUACCGGCUUCGGGUCCGCCUACUGGACGUGUACGAAAACGAAGUGGUCAAGUUCUCCGCCUCACCCAACCCGGUCCUUCAGUGGACUGAGAGAGGCUGCCGGCAGGUCUCCCACGUCUUCACCAGCUUUGGCAAGGGCAUCCGCUACGUGUCUUUUGAGCAGUACGGGAGAGACGCACGUGCCUGGCGGGGCGCUCCGGGCACGGGGCGCUCCGGCGCCCUUGUGACACACUCCAGCGUGAGGGUUCGGAUCCGCCUGUCCUAGCCCGCCAGCCGGAUCAGGCCUUGCAGGACCUACUGCCAUCUGCCGGAUAUCAAUGCCAAUCAAGGGCGCCUUUGCAGCUGGGAGCCAGAGGAUGCCCAGGGACAGCGU
Pteropus alecto (black flying fox) is the source of this 1040-nucleotide messenger RNA. It is a transcript of the gene FBXO17, whose product is annotated as F-box protein 17. NCBI's taxonomy places the organism in Eukaryota, Metazoa, Chordata, Mammalia, Chiroptera, Pteropodidae. Gene Ontology annotation, cellular component: cytoplasm; SCF ubiquitin ligase complex. Gene Ontology annotation, molecular function: ubiquitin protein ligase activity; protein binding. Gene Ontology annotation, biological process: glycoprotein catabolic process; SCF-dependent proteasomal ubiquitin-dependent protein catabolic process. The record is from RefSeq and is a predicted model, not a curated record.